This is a messenger RNA of Thelazia callipaeda (thelaziosis nematode), 894 nucleotides long. The record is from the annotation of a GenBank genome assembly. Lineage: Eukaryota; Metazoa; Nematoda; Chromadorea; Rhabditida; Thelaziidae.
AUGUAUUUACCUCGCGUGCGUGUCAUUACGAAUUCGAAAUUUGUCUGUAAGCAUUUUGGUAAUACGUCUUUGUGCUGGAAUCUGGAUGAAUUUAUGCGACGAAAAUGGAUGUUUUUCAUGUUUUCUGCUACAGAAGCCGCAGAUUUGUACCGCUUGUUGCAUAUGAUUGAUGCAACAUUAGAAUAUAGUUCUUCUAUUGAUGAAACAGUUAAAAUAUUUUAUGAGAAUGUAUCAGGCAAAAUGCCAUUUGGGAACAUAACUGCAGGACUUUCAGCAAGUGAUAUCAGUGUAGUUGCUUCACCAGUGAAGGAUUUAACUAUUCAAAAGCAAGGAAAACCAGAAAAAGGCUCAGUUGCACAGGGACUGUCAGUAGGAUCCUCUACUACUAAUUCAAUUUCAAAAAGUACUCCUGUUGUUUAUACGUGUGGUGUUUUACAUAGCAAAGUAGUAAAUGAAAAGAAAUAUGUCGAAGCAGGCAUUGGUGUCUAUUGGCCAUACUGUCAUGAAAUGGGAACCGGCAAGCGAUAUACAUUUUAUCCGAUUACUUUAGUUCGGUGUCAGCUACAAGCUAUCAUUGAAGCUCUUCAGCAGGCUAUAGAUCAAAACUAUUCCAGCAUUAUUCUUCGCACUGACUGCACUUCGUUUCUGGUUCAUCAUUCACGUCAAUGGAUCAAAACCAAUGGCUCGUAUGUAAGAUAUCACGACCAGUAUUUAAGAAUUGUGGAUUUAUGUAAAAAUAUAAAAGUUAAAUUUCUAUCAGCAAGUGAUCGCGCUGCCAUGAGUGAAGCUGAAACACUUGCUGAAAACGGCAUAUGUUUACCUUUACCAGCCAAAAAAUCUCGCAAAUAUUCUAAUCCCAUAAAUGUGAACUUCAGUGAUAAACGCGAUGUGUAA